Molecule: messenger RNA, 946 nt
Organism: Lobosporangium transversale
Lineage: Eukaryota; Fungi; Mortierellomycota; Mortierellomycetes; Mortierellales; Mortierellaceae
Product: proliferating cell nuclear antigen
Exons: 3
Coding region: 60-836 (258 amino acids)
Biological process (GO): leading strand elongation; mismatch repair; translesion synthesis
Cellular component (GO): PCNA complex
Molecular function (GO): DNA binding; DNA polymerase processivity factor activity
Source: RefSeq, a predicted model, not a curated record
CUUCUAUUUGCCACCACAUUCCCGCAUUCUUACAGUUAUAUUCAUACAUAUAAUCAACCAUGCUUGAGGCUAGAUUACAAACCGGUGCCCUUCUCAAGAAGAUUCUUGAGGCCGUCAAGGAGUUAGUCACAGACGCCAACUUUGAUUGUUCAGACAAUGGUAUCGCACUUCAGGCGAUGGACAAUUCUCAUGUCGCUUUAGUCGCCUUGUUGCUUCGUCAUGAUGGAUUUGAACCCUACAGAUGUGAUCGCUCACUUGCUCUUGGUGUCAACCUUGUCUCGUUGAGUAAGAUCUUGCGUUGCGCUGGAAACGACGACAUCAUUACCCUUAAAGCCGAUGAUAACGCUGAUGUCCUCAGCUUGACCUUUGAGAACACAGAUAAUGAUCGCAUUUCGGAGUAUGAGCUCAAGUUGAUGGAUAUUGAUAGUGAGCACUUGGGUAUUCCGGAGACAUCUUAUGAUGCAGUUGUGCAAAUGUCCUCUUCAGAAUUGUUGCGCAUUUGCAGAGAUCUCCAAUCUAUCUCAGAUUCUGUUCUUAUCGAUGUUACAAAGGAAGGUAUCAAGUUUGCAGCCAAGGGAGAGCUCGGUACAGGCUCUGUCACUCUCAAGCAAAGUGCUAGUGUCGAUAAGGAAGAUGAGGCAACAUUGAUUGAACUUCAGCAGAACGUUUCCUUAAAUUUCUCGCUCAAAUAUCUUGUCAACUUUACAAAGGCCACCCCUCUGUCUUCCCGUGUUUCCUUGUCUAUUUCAAGCGAGGUUCCUUUGUUGGUUGAGUACAAGAUGGAGGCUGGUUAUAUUCGUUAUUAUCUGGCUCCAAAGAUCGGUGAAGACAACUAAGUAUAGAGAUGGUAUAAUAACAAAGCAUGAAGAUUAGGAUGUGAUGAGUAAUGACUGCUCCAACAAGAGCCGGAAACUCCAUUAAUGAAUGCUCUGGGAAACAAAUCAAU